Exophiala aquamarina CBS 119918 is the source of this 1983-nucleotide messenger RNA. Its product is annotated as NAD+ kinase. The transcript has a single exon. The coding region runs from base 1 to 1983 and encodes 660 amino acids. The record is from RefSeq and is a predicted model, not a curated record. Lineage: Eukaryota; Fungi; Ascomycota; Eurotiomycetes; Chaetothyriales; Herpotrichiellaceae. Gene Ontology annotation, molecular function: NAD+ kinase activity. Gene Ontology annotation, biological process: NAD+ metabolic process; NADP+ biosynthetic process.
AUGUCCCUCUCCCUCCAGCACCCGCAAACUCAGCACGCGCACUCGCACUCGCACUCCACAUUAUCCUCACCCACUACCUCCGAAGCCGCUAGUUCCAGCACGUUCUCUCCUCCAACACCUGCCCUUGAUAAUCCUGACCCUCUGCUCUCUCAUGGCAUGGCCAACUUGAAUUCCAAGGCUUCUGUGGGAGAGUCGAUUCUGCGCCAGUAUGCCCAGCACUUAGAUCCUCUUCAUGCUGGUGAUGAUACCCAUCAUGUUCACCACCUCACAGAGCCUGAUGUUGACACCCUGCACGAGACCGCUUUAAACACCGCCCUCAACCUAGCAAACAGCCCUGUCACUGUCAGCAACUCCUUGUUAAAGUCAUAUACCGCCCAUCAUCCUUCUGUACCUGUCCCUAAACCACUCUAUCUCCCAAAGCCAUACAGAGCCCGUCACAAAAAUACGAAGUCGACCGACAUUCCCAGACAGACCAUUCUGAAGGCGCUGGCUUCUCGCCGGCCCAGCAUGGGACCCAAUACCGCGCCUUUGGGCGCGCCUACUCUCAAGGCUGCACUCCUGGAACCAGAGUCAGAACCACAGAACGAUGGCUCGCCUUCGAUAUGUCAGACAGCCACGGUGGGCGGCUUUAGUUCGAUAUCCGGCUACUCUCCAACCUCGACCAGCUUUCUUCGCUCUCCCUGCUUUUUCCACCAAAGAUUUGAGGGCCUUGUGGACAUCCAGAAGGUGUUGGAAGAAAUUGCAGAAGACGAGUAUUCCCACUCGCGAUUGAUGCAGACCGCGACGGGCGUCCGCGAGGUUUCCAAGCAAUUACAGCGCAAACCUUUAAAGCGCGCUGUGCGCAACAUAAUGAUCGUGACUAAGGCUCGCGACAACAGUCUUGUGCACAUGACUCACGACCUUGCAGAGUGGCUUCUCUCAACGCCGAGGUAUGGAAGCGAUUUGGGUGUCAAUGUCUAUGUCGAUGCCAAGCUACGCCACUCUCAGAGAUUUGACGCCGACGGUUUGCUCAAGAAGGAGCCGCGAUUUCAAAAGAUGUUGAAAUACUGGACUCCUGACUUGUGCUGGUCAUCGCCAGAAAAGUUCGACCUCGUGCUCACUCUUGGCGGCGACGGCACUGUCUUAUUCACCUCUUGGCUAUUUCAGAGAGUUGUACCUCCUGUCUUGUCCUUUUCUCUUGGCAGCUUAGGCUUUCUCACCAAUUUCGAGUUUGACAAGUACAAGGAGCAGCUUGAUCGUGUCAUGGGUGACGCCGGUAUGAGAGUCAAUCUCCGCAUGCGUUUUACCUGCACAGUGUGGAGAGCUGAUCACUCGCCCAAUGCUGAAAAGGGCUCUGUGGAAGAAGGAGAGCAGUUUGAAGUCCUGAAUGAGUUGGUCAUUGACCGUGGCCCAUCGGCAUAUGUUUCGAAUUUGGAACUCUAUGGCGAUGAUGAGCUUCUCACCAUCGUACAGGCAGACGGAUGUAUUUUCUCCACGCCCACGGGAUCAACAGCUUACUCACUCUCUGCCGGUGGAUCUUUGAUACAUCCAUCCAUUCCCGCUAUUCUCCUUACGCCAAUCUGUCCUCAUACCCUUUCUUUCAGGCCAAUGGUCCUUUCAGAUACUCUUGCAUUGCGCAUUGCUGUGCCAGUCAAGUCUCGUUCUUCAGCAUACUGCUCCUUUGAUGGGAAGGGCCGGAUAGAGCUGAAGCGAGGAGACUACGUGACGCUAGAAGCUUCACAAUAUCCUUUCCCCACUGUCAUGACUGGCACCAAUGAGUGGGUUGAGAGCGUUCAACGAGCGCUCAGGUGGAAUGUUAGAGGUGCUGUCCAGAAAGGAUGGGAUGACGGAGAUGAAGAGGACAGCACCAAUGUCGGCGACAAAUGGGACAUCGACAUUGACUCGAGUCCCCUAGGGGGCACAGAUAGCGGCAUUGGCCCUAGCGAGGACGGUGACCAUGCUGCAAGCCCCGUGAAGCGCCAAAUGAGUCUGCUCAAUAUGUAG